CCUAGGGUUUCGCCUUCUCCUUCAAAUCCCCUUUGGCUCAGCUAGCUUGUUGCUCGCUCGCCUCGCUCUCACGGUACGCGGAUUCCCCCCGCGGGCGCCAGUGUUGAGGCAUUACUAUCUUAGGCUUCUAUUUGUUUAUUGGGCGUUCGAUGGGGUAGUUGGGCUAGAAAUGCUGCGGUUUAGUUCAGGGAUUUGAACAGGAGCGAAGUCUACUAGGAUGUGCAUUCGCAACUUUGAGACUAAAUCGCAGCUUGGCAGCAAUUCCAGCUACCGGCCCCUGUUUUUUUUAACAAUUCAGUACACACUAUAUGGUACCAUGCUUCUGUCAGUGAUCUCAUUUUUUCUUUUGGUAAUUUUAUCCAUGGUUGCCUAAUACAUGAUAUGUAAUGUAAUUCAUCCAAGGGCAAGGAUAGGUACCCUUAUCCUGUAGGUUACCAUGCAGUCCGCCAUUUCUCUGGGAUAUCGUACGCCAUGGAAAUCCAACAGGGGCCCAGGGGGCCGAUAUUCCUGGUCACAUCCACCGAAGGAGACUCAGCGACAGGGGAGACCCCUGAUUUCGCUUGGAAGAACCUCCAGAAGAAGACUGGGACUAAAGUCAGGAACUUGCAGAUAAGAAGGUCCUUCCCUCAGAAGAUUGAUGGUGCUGAGCUUUUUGGGUUAAAAAAUGCAUCUGUUCAGAGAUUGCUUCGUGAGCUCAUAGUAGAUUCAACUGGAGCAGUUGAACUAAACCUACCUCGUGCAGUUUCUUCUGAGGAUGUUGUACUGUUAGCUCACAAAGAUGCAGCUGAUGUUUCUGAGGCUGAAGAUCUGCCUGUUUGCUUGGGCACAGAAUGUGAAACUGCUAAAAGAAGUAUUGAGCCAAGCCAGUUGGAAAGCCCCGCUAAGAAGGUCCACUACCAAGACAUGUUUACUUCAGUUGAUAAUUGCAAUGUAUCUACUCAUAGAAAUGCAAAUGAACGAGGUCCUGCAGGUACAGCACUGUUGGAAAAUGUAUAUGAUUCAAGAUGCACGCUUCCAUCGCUGGAAGAAGUCCCUGGCAAUUCAAAAUCCACUUCUCUUGAUGAUAAUUUGGGAGAGCCUUCCCCAGUUUCAUCUGAACAAGUUGGUUUAUCUUCUGGUUCUUAUUUGAGCUCUGAAAAGACUGAUCUAGAAUUGGCUGAGAAGGAAGUAGCAAAGUCUAUGAUGUCUAUUUUGCUUCCCCAGGCUAUUCCCCUUCUCAAGAAAUUUAACAAAAAGAAGAAAUCCAAGCGUAAAAAGAAAGAAAAUUCUACUGUUUCAGUGAGAACAACUUCAGCUCACAAUCCAUCUGAUGAUCGCUGCCAAGGUUUAACUGUACCUACAAUUAUUGGUGAAGGUGUAAGUAAAAAUAGUUCUGGAACGUGUGACCAUGGGGGAUCUCAUUGUGAAAGGGUUAAAAAUGGCUCUACUGAUGAUGACUGCAAAAAUGUGUUUAAAUUAGGCAAGAUGAAUGAUUUUGUUGCAGAUAGUUUUGAGGAUGAUGCACAGAUUUUGGGCGAUAACACAUCCAAAUCCAUGUAUGUUCAUCAUCAUGAGUCUGAUGAUGCAUGCUCUAGGGGACCUAAUGAGAACUCAAAGCUGCUAUAUGGCAAAACUGAAGGUCAUGCUAAACUUUAUGAGUGUCAGGUUGGUGUACAUGAUGGCACAAAUGCACCUGAUGUUGUAUAUGAUCAUGAAAAAGGUCAAUAUAUUUUGUCUGAUUCACUCCUUGCUUGUCUAGAGGAAGAGUUUGGUGGGGAAGAUAGUUACCACCCUGCAAACUACAACCAGUAUAAUGGUGAUGUUGAAAAAAUUCAAUUUGAACAGCAAUUUAAUGACCUUACAAAUGGUACAAAAAAUGGCUCAUCAGUUUCAAUAGAUGUUUCAUACCACAAUAAAACUAGCAGUGGAUCAGUUGAUGUUUCUGCACAAGCUUUUGCUAGAAAUGGUUCAGCAGUUUUAAGGAAUGGAGAGUGUUUAGCAAAUGUAUUGCCUCCAGUUCAUUCUAAUACAUAUAAUGAUGCUGCGAAGUGGGGUAAGCAUGAUGUGAGUUCAACUUCAAUUGCCCCACCUGCAUGUGAGGCAAACUCAUCUUUGUUGGACAUGCAGGAUGAACAAGAUCAUACUAAAGUGCCAGCAAUUAAUCAGAAGGAAAAUAGGCUCCAUGGUGUAAGCUAUAAAUGUAAAAAGUCUAAUGGUCUUUUUCAGAAGAGUAAUACUAGUUGCCAUUCUGACAAUGUUGAGUUUUUCGACAAAUAUGUUGCUUUUGAACCACCAGAAAAAGGCAGGCAUUCUAAUGAUGGGUCACAAGGAGUAAGCACAACUAAAGUGUGGCCUGUUGGUGAUCGACCUGAAGCAGAUAAAGGAAAUGUGCUUGGCAAAGUGGAAGAAUGUCAGGCUGGAUGUAGAAAUGGUAAUAUGAAGGCGAUGUCUGUCAGUUUGGAAAGCAAUAUUUGUGAACGCAUACCUCUGAAGGGUGAAAAUGAUGGUUUUCAUCAUCAACCGGGUCAUACCCUUUCUGUCACUAAUCGUACACAUGGGUUACUAUCUGAAUACACAAAAGCGCAAUCAAGCAGAUCAGGUCAUCACCUAGAGCUUGUGGGAUGCUACCUGCACCAGAUGCCUGUCUUGUCUAUCAUGUUAAACACUAAAAAUCAUAGCAGCUUAUAUAUUUAUGUAUUCUGUGGCCUUCUGGAGAGCUGCCAAAGGUUUGUUCAUGUUUAUACUGUCAGUAAAGACCAGCAAGAUGCACCACCGUGUUUUGUUGGUUACACUCCCCUUCUACUUCCUUCCUUGGAUCAGUCUUGUACAGGAAAUUUUUCGUUCGGAAGAUCUGGUUUACAAUUUACACCUGAUGGCCAGUUUCUGGUCCUCCUGAGCUGCAUCAGAAUACCUUUUUGCAGGAUGCAGAACAUUGAUUGCUUGUGCUCCGUUUGCAAGUUGGGCCAAUGCGAGGAUAAUUCUUUGAAAAUCGUAUCCGUUAACUUGGGUUAUGUUUCACUUAUAACCAAAUUGAUGCCUUACGGGACAGCGUCAUGCAUUUUGAUCUGUGAACCAAAUUACAUUGUAGUUAUUGAAGACAACAGAAACUUGCAUAUCUGGAAGAUGGUCAAUGAUUGGAGCGAGAUAUCUGAGGAGUAUGUGAUUCCUAGUUUGGGUAAUAUGGGUCCUUCUGUACUGGAGCUUGGAAGAAUGCCAAAAAGCAGCUCUCUUAUUAUUGGCCAUGAUGGUGCCGGUGGCUUUUAUUUGUGGGACAUCUCCAAGCGCACACUAUUGGCAACUUUUACAUCUGCUGGAAACAUUGUCUUCCAGAUUCUGCCAGUAGGUUUUUGUAGUUUGCAGGACAUUAUUCAUGCUCCAGUUGAUGACAUAGAUAAGAAGCUACGAGAGAUUGGGAUCAGUGGCAUGUCCAGAAAAAUUGACCAGGAUCACUUUAUGAUGCCGCCAAGAGAUGAUAUAGGAGUUUGGGUACUGAUUUCUUCUGCUUCGGUAGCUGAGUAUCAAUAUGAUCUUCGAACCAAGGAGCACAAUCCGCGAUGGAGGCUCGCUCUGCUAGCAAAGAAAAGAGUUGUAAUGGGAAAUAUUUUGGAUACAAGAAUUACUGCUUUAGAUGCCUCCGGUAACUAUGGAUUUGCUGGAACAAAUGGUGGCCUGUUGUAUUUGUGGGAAUUGUCUUCUGGGAGAAAACUGAUUGGUGUACAGUGUUUCAACCGUGGGCCAGUCUCCUGUGUUGCUGUUGAUGCCAAAUCAGGUGCAGUGGCAGUGACUGACGGUGGGUGCCAGGUAUUACUUUACACUCAGGACAAGGUACUAACUGAUGCCGGGGCAGAUGAGCACAUGUUUAGGAUGGACAAAGUAACUGCUGCGGCAAGCUAAAAAAGUUUUGCUAUUGUAUAUAUGUAUAGCUGUAGUCUGCUGUGUGUACAAGGUUUUGGUUUAUUCUGUACUUAUUCUGAUCUCGGCACUGUGCACUGCAGCAAGUGUAGUCGUCUGUUGUAAGUUGCCCCCUGUUAGAAAUAUGUCAUAUUUUGUUGUAUCCAUGAUGUAUUAUAUGUUCAUUGAAUAUUCAUAAAAGGCAAUUUAUAUUGAUUGGCAAUUAUGU
Panicum hallii is the source of this 4099-nucleotide messenger RNA. RefSeq lists its product as uncharacterized. Gene Ontology annotation, cellular component: nucleus. The record is from RefSeq and is a predicted model, not a curated record. Gene Ontology annotation, biological process: regulation of cell cycle. The transcript has 11 exons. Gene Ontology annotation, molecular function: protein binding. The coding region runs from base 472 to 3873 and encodes 1133 amino acids. NCBI's taxonomy places the organism in Eukaryota, Viridiplantae, Streptophyta, Magnoliopsida, Poales, Poaceae.